GAGCUCUGCUAAAGUCAGUAACAAAAAAACAGUGUUGAUUAAGUGUAAGUCCCACCAUAUGUGCCUUAUCAAUAUGUAUGGUAAAUGUAUCCAACCAAGCAGUUAAAUAACAAACCCUUCCUUAGUUAAAGUGGGUGUUCUAGAGCGGGGCCAGGGUUGGCAACCUGUGAUUUAGAGUAAGAGAAUCAGGUUUGCUUUAAUCACAAUAAACUCUGCUGUGAUUUAUUUAUUUUUUUUAUAUUAUUAAUUUUGUGGUCAUAUUUGGGGGAAGAAGCUGCCAACCUGUGUCACCCAUUUUGUAUCUGACUGUAUGUGUAUUUUAUGUGAAUCCUAUUUUAUUAAUGAUUCAUCUUUAGAUCUUCAAUUAGUACAAAAAUGUCUCAAGAAGUUUUAAUCAGUCCCUGCCUUACACAGCUUAACUGGGACUUAUAAACGGCUUUGGUUAAUUGUCUGAAUUUUGGUCUGAUUACAGACCCUGCAGACACUGAAGAAACAGCACUGUCCAGGCACCAGACUCUUCUAACUACAUGGAUAAAGUCUGCAACUAUUUUUCAAAUAAGGAAGUAUUUUUAGAUAUUGGAGAGGCCUACAACUGACUAACCUUGGAAGAGUCUGAUAAAUGCCAGUCUAUAGUAAUGUUUGGUUUGUAAGAUUCCUUAUGUUCUCUUUGAGUCGUGUUAUCUCAGCUCUUACUGUAGUUAAACAGGUUGUGCUGUAGUUUCACUUUGAGCACCUGCCUCUGCAGGAUAUCUGCACAACCAUGCAAACAACAUGAAAUGCUAAAGUACUGAUAUUAAAGGAAGUUCCCCUCCGCGUCUGUCACCGCCACACGCCCCUCUGUGGUCUGUAAGGUCAAAACUUUCUGUCUUUUCAGUUCUGUUAGUGUUUGUGCAGCAAAUGAACGAGUGACUUGUGUGGAAAGCUUCCUGUAAUCACAACCAGACAGCCAGCACGUUCCUCUGACGUUCUCCUCCUUCUAAUUCGCAAUGGCUGAUGUUGGGGAGGUGAUCUACACAGCACUGGAAAUAUUCAUUGCUGUUGCCUGUUGUCUGGGCAAUGUGCUGGUCAUCUGGGCAGUGUGGACAUCUGGAGCCCUCAGGCAGCCCACCUUCUGUUUCAUUGCGUCCCUCGCAGUGGCUGAUUUCCUGGUGGGGGCUCUGGCUGUCCCCCUGGCUGUGCUGGUGGAUGGACGGGUCGAGAUGUCUUUCCAUGGCUGCCUUUUCAUCAGCUGUGCGGUCAUCGUGCUGACCCAGGCCUCUGUGUACUCCCUAUUGGCCAUUGCUGUGGACCGGUAUCUGCGUGUUUACAUCCCUCUCAAGUACAAAGGACGAGUCAAACGGACACACUCUUGGGCCAUAGUGGCAGUAUGUUGGAUGAUUGCUGCUGUGUUGGGCUUCAUUCCUACGUUUGGAUGGAACAACUACAACUCUUUACAACCUUCCAACUCCACCACCAUUGUGUGCCAGUUCCUGACCGUCAUACCAAUGUCAUACUUGGUCAACUUCAUCUUCCUCAGCUGUCUUCUUCCUCCCAUGAUGAUCAUGACUGUUCUGUAUGGCUUCAUCUUCUGCACAAUAUCUCAGCAGCUGAGAGGAGGUGUUAUCAGGGCCGCCAAGUCCAGCACAUAUUAUGUUAAAGAGAAGAAGCUGGCCAGUUCACUGGCUCUUGUUCUGGCUCUGUUUGCAGCCUGCUGGCUGCCUAUACACAUCAUGAACACCAUUGAGUUUUACAGCCAGAGCAGCCUUGUCCCUCACAUCGCUUUCUAUGUUGGCAUUCUCCUCUCACAUGCCAACUCAGCGGUGAAUCCUGUAGUUUAUGCUUUCAAGAUACCCAAAAUAAAGAAAGCAUACACAAUGGCCUGGAGGAAGGCUCUCCCAUGUCAGAGAGAACAGCAAACAGAUCAGAGCAGAUCAGAAACCAAUGCUAGCAGCAACACAUACAGCACUGCUAAAUCUGCUACAGUUCUUACAUGAGCUGCAUAUGUGCUACAUAACUGCUUAGAGCUCCUCGCUUUCAUUAGAACUGGACACGAUAAAUGUGACUGAAUGAAAUAAGCUUACUGGGCCUACUGAGAUACUAGAUUUGGGUUGGUUGACUCCCCUUAAAGUGUUUUUACGAUGGCUUUUGAAUCAUAUUAUUUAUGUUUCCUGGAUGAAAAGGCAAAUUUAUCAAGGGCUCGGGUUCCAGCCACACGGUUUAACACAGACAGUCUUAUUCUCUUUUACAGAGCUGUUGGAAACACAGCCUUGUUUACAUUAUUGUUUUGUGACAUUUCCGUAAUUUGCUUGACUCUAAUUAGACAGC
Colossoma macropomum (tambaqui) is the source of this 2304-nucleotide messenger RNA. RefSeq names its product adenosine receptor A1-like. Bases 987 to 1973 code for a protein of 328 amino acids. The record is from RefSeq and is a predicted model, not a curated record. Gene Ontology annotation, biological process: G protein-coupled adenosine receptor signaling pathway. Gene Ontology annotation, molecular function: G protein-coupled adenosine receptor activity. Gene Ontology annotation, cellular component: dendrite; membrane; synapse. NCBI's taxonomy places the organism in Eukaryota, Metazoa, Chordata, Actinopteri, Characiformes, Serrasalmidae. The transcript has 2 exons.